UACUUGUUUCACUAAUUAUCUCGCAACUUAAUUUUUAAUUACUUUUUAAUAUUACCAUAUUGAACGAUUUACGGCAAAUUUUGUUUUUCUAUUUACGAAAAUAUUUCUUCGGAUUCUGUUACUUCCGCCCAGAAUCUACCAAAAUCAUUUCCAGCCAAGAACUUUCUCUCGUCUGAAUCGAAUUUAUCCAAGAAAUUAUAAAGCUACAAGGAAAAAAUCAAAGCUGAAACUGGCAUCAACAUUUUUGUUUAUCAUACAACAGAAGCAUCAACAAUAUUUAACAUCUUUUAAAGACAAAAAAUGUUAUACUGAACAAAUCUGACCAUUUUCACAUAAAUUUAAUGAAUUAUGGUUGAAAGAUUUCCCCUGGGUAAGAUUAUUAGCAACAGUUGUGUGUGUCAUUCCCUGGAAUGAGUACAAUACAAUUCUGCAUUGAAAAUAUAUGAAGAUCGAUUUAUGAAGCACUUUGCAUCCAGAUGAUGGACUUGUAGCAGAAGGAAUGUUUGUUAGAAAUAAAUUAUAGAAAGGAAAACAGCAAACAUAAUAUAUUGUGGUGAGAGAAGGAAGAAUUAUUAUUCAAUGAGUUAACUGUUAUUUUUUGGUUCUAAAAAGAUGGCAAAAAGCUUAGCAAAGUCUUCUUACGAAUGUGAUGUCUGUAAAAAGUCAUUAACUUCAAGAAGUAAUUUAACUGCUCAUAUCCGUAUUCAUACAGGAGAGAAACCAUUUCACUGUGAUUUCUGCGGAAAAAGGUUUACUAGAAAAGGUGAGUUGCCUGUUCAUGUACGGGUUCAUACGGGAGAGAAACCAUAUCAGUGUGAUAUCUGUGGACAAUCAUUCACUCGUAAAGAUAUUUUAACUACACACAGACGUAUUCACACAGGAGAGAAACCAUAUCAGUGUGAUAUGUGUAGUAAAUCAUUCGCUAAAAGUACCAACUUAACUGAUCACAAACGCAUUCAUACUGGAGAAAAACCAUAUCAUUGUGAUAUCUGCGGUAAAUCAUUCAAUCAAAAUAAUCAGUUAAUUAAACACAUACGAAUUCAUACAGGAGAAAAACCCUAUCACUGUGAUAUCUGUGACAAAUCUUUCUCUCGAAAUGAUGAGUUAACUACACACAAACUUAGUCAUACAGGUGAGAAACCUUACAGGUGUGAUAUCUGUGGUAAAUCAUUCCCUGUAAAUAAUGCCUUGACUGUACACAAACGUAUUCAUACCGGAGAAAAACGAUUUAUUUGUGAUAUUUGUGGUAAAGCUUUUCUUAAAAGUCGUGAUUUAGAGGAUCAUAAAAGCAUUCAUACUGGAGGAAAACUAUAUCGUUGUGAUAUUUGUGGUAAAGCAUUUACACAUAGGCCUGCUGUAAAUGUACAUAAACGCAUUCAUACAAGAGAAAAACCGUAUCAUUGUGAUAUCUGUGGUACAUCCUUCUCUCAGCGUACUGCUGUAACUGUCCAUAAACGUGUUCAUACUGGAGAAAAGCCAUAUCACUGUGAUAUCUGUGGUAAAUCAUUUAUUCAGAGUAACGAUUUAAAGGGACAUAUACGUAUUCAUACUGGAGAAAAACCAUAUCAGUGUGAUAUCUGUGGUAAAUCUUUCUCUCAAAGUACUGCUGUAACUGUACAUAAACGUGUUCAUACCAGAGAAACACCAUAUCAUUGUGAUAUCUGUGGUAAAUCAUUCUCUUACAGUAACCUAUUAACUAAGCACAAAUGUAUUCAUAUGGCAGAAAAUUCAUAUCGGUGUAAUGUCUGUGGUGAGUCCUUCUCUCAACAGGAUGAUUUAGCCAAUCAUGUCUGUGUUAUUCCAUGAGAGAAAGAAUUUCCUUGUGGCGGGUAAGAGACUGAGAAAUCUCUCAACUGUAAGCAUUCAUACCUAUGUCUGAUACUAAGUAAGAAGGAACAAACAAUUCAUAAAAUAUAGUAUUUCAUUAAUCUAUACUAUAAGACAAGUAUAUCAUGUGCUCAUCUGGAUUGUGGGUACACUUUCUCUGUAUGUUGUGUAUAUUCUUUCAGGUGUACUAUCUUGAUUAUUGGUUUAUCCUUAUUGUAUUUUAUCAAGAGACCAAUUCUGUUGUUGGUAAUGUCUGUAAUUUAAACUAUGGCAUGGUUCCUUCAGGUGUUUAUGGUGAAAACUAAUGUUAAUUUGUCAUUGUCGUUUUAAACUUUGCAUAAAAACGAAAUUGGUGGAGCAAUUUUUUUGAAUUAUCAUCAUCAGUGAUUUUUCUAUGUCCAUUGACGAUGCUGGAAUGUGUUGGACCACAUCAUCGUCAUCGUCAUUUCUGGAUGAUGAUUUUUAUCUCAAGCAUUUUCUCAUUUCAAGUGUGAAUUCCAGAGUUCUCACUGCAACAGUCUCUUUGUAUUUUCAUAUUAAUUUGAACUCUAAAUAAAAAUGGUUUACUCUGAAAU
Octopus sinensis (East Asian common octopus) is the source of this 2402-nucleotide messenger RNA. RefSeq names its product zinc finger protein 2 homolog. NCBI's taxonomy places the organism in Eukaryota, Metazoa, Mollusca, Cephalopoda, Octopoda, Octopodidae. The transcript is spliced from 3 exons. The coding region runs from base 613 to 1806 and encodes 397 amino acids. The record is from RefSeq and is a predicted model, not a curated record.